Molecule: messenger RNA, 105 nt
Organism: Blumeria graminis f. sp. triticale
Lineage: Eukaryota; Fungi; Ascomycota; Leotiomycetes; Helotiales; Erysiphaceae
Source: the annotation of a GenBank genome assembly
AUGAGCGGGAUACGGUCGAGAGAGAGACACAUGGGAACAAAGAUAGUAGUAGCCAGUGGCAAAGGUGUCGCGAACAUGAACUGGGGAUCGAGCGCCAGCAUUUGA